Messenger RNA from Bubalus bubalis (water buffalo), 454 nucleotides. Its product is annotated as metallothionein-1A. Lineage: Eukaryota; Metazoa; Chordata; Mammalia; Artiodactyla; Bovidae. The transcript has 3 exons. Gene Ontology annotation, molecular function: metal ion binding. The coding region runs from base 25 to 315 and encodes 96 amino acids. The record is from RefSeq and is a predicted model, not a curated record.
CCCUCUGCGCCCGGCCCGCUUCCUAUGGGUAUAAUAGCGCUCGGCUCCUGGGCUCCAACACGCCUCCCACCGGACCAGUGGAUCUGCUUUGCCACUUGUUCUGGACCUCAGAGCUCGCUCUUCCUCCAAAUGGACCCGAACUGCUCCUGCCCCACUGGCGGCUCCUGCAGCUGCGCUGGCUCCUGCACCUGCAAGGCCUGCAGAUGCCCCUCCUGCAAGAAGAGCUGCUGCUCCUGCUGCCCUGUGGGCUGUGCCAAAUGUGCCCAGGGCUGUGUCUGCAAAGGGGCCUCGGACAAGUGCAGCUGCUGCGCCUGAUGUCGGGCAGAACCUGCCCUAGUUGUCAAUAGAGCAACCAUGACAAAUUUAUAUAUAUUAUUUUUUCAUACAAUCUGACCUGGUGCUACAUUACCUUUUACUAUGAGACAUGUGAUUUCUAGUAAAGUUGUUGACUAUA